Molecule: messenger RNA, 855 nt
Organism: Symbiodinium sp. CCMP2592
Lineage: Eukaryota; Dinophyceae; Suessiales; Symbiodiniaceae
Source: the annotation of a GenBank genome assembly
AUGGCAGCCGGCGGUUCGAAACGAGCUGCGCCCGCGAGUGCGCCAGGUUUCGAGUUUAUCGGAGAGCUUGUGGACCCCAAGAGGGCAAGCGACUCUGACCACAAUGCUCUGCUUUGUCGAUUGGAACAGCCAGGCGGCAGCCUUGUUUUGGUGUCGUGGAACAUACUGUGCAAGUUCGGAUUCAAUGAACGCUGGGGGUUUCCCUACGAUGGAUUCAAUCGGCGGUCUGAGUCCGAGGCUGCCUAUUUGGAGCGGCUAGCGCGCAUCUCCGACAACGUCAAAGCGUUUUCCAGGGCCCAUGAGCCCGACGUGAUCUUGAUUCAGGAGAACGCCAAUGUGUGGCGGAACGAGUUUGGACACGAAGCCUUGCCACAAAUGCUGGCAUCACUGCAAGAGCAGGACUAUCUUAUCUUUCAGGAGGGAGAGUUUGUUACUGUCGUGCGGGAUCGCAGCAGGGAAGCAUUUCCCAUAGCUCUUCCACGUCUUUCGCGAAUGAAGAGCAAAGUUCACGCAGUACGGGUUCCUGCGCUGAAUGCCGUGAUCCUGAACGUGCACCUGACCUUCGAUGGCUAUGACACCAGGGAGUCGAAGCAGACGAGGAAGGAUUUGGAAGGCAUCGUCGCGUUCUGCAAGGAGCAGUACCGUGGCACUUCGAUUAUCCUUGCUGGCGAUACAAACCGAGUACCUCAGGAAGAUCGCCUGGACGGAGCUGCGGAGGUCAUCGAGCAGCUCAUUGAUGGGCUUGGCAUCCUCUACAUGCCGCCGGGUCCGACGAACGUGCGGUACAAUUGCGACAAGGACACGACCGAGUACACAUAUGCGGAUUUUGUCGCUGACCUCACCGUUCGGAGCUGA